Messenger RNA from Laetiporus sulphureus 93-53, 461 nucleotides. RefSeq lists its product as uncharacterized. The transcript has a single exon. Bases 160 to 405 code for a protein of 81 amino acids. Lineage: Eukaryota; Fungi; Basidiomycota; Agaricomycetes; Polyporales; Laetiporaceae. The record is from RefSeq and is a predicted model, not a curated record.
CGAGCAAGGGACCCGUUUCGAGUGACUCCUGAGUACUCCUGAGGCAAUUCGCUUAGGGGCUUGAGUACUGUAUGUAAGUUCCCUCCAGCGCGGUCCACGACGAACAGACUCCACGCAUUGCAGACCUAGUGCAGUUUCUCCAUACGCAUACCCGGCGCUAUGUUGUCCAACCUGCUCAGUUGCUUCUCAUUCUCUAACACUCACCACGACUCGUACAUGCUGCUUUUUCGGUCGCUCAUGCUGUAUUGCAUUCACAUCGUCCCGGAGGAUCCCGAUGUUGUGGAAAUCGUUGGCGCAUUCACGGGAAGUCCUAACCCUCCUCUCCCACGCACAAUCAGAUCCAUUCAAUCUUGCAAGCCUUUGGGCGAGAUCGAGUUCGGAAUCACCGAGGAGGAUGGGGUAUGACCCGGUAUUAGACGAGUGCGGGAUCUCGUUGCGGAAGCUUACAAGGCGAGCUCAAC